Molecule: messenger RNA, 972 nt
Organism: Mercurialis annua (annual mercury)
Lineage: Eukaryota; Viridiplantae; Streptophyta; Magnoliopsida; Malpighiales; Euphorbiaceae
Product: non-symbiotic hemoglobin 2
Exons: 4
Coding region: 83-565 (160 amino acids)
Molecular function (GO): oxygen binding; heme binding
Source: RefSeq, a predicted model, not a curated record
UAUCCUUAUAGGUAAGAAAUUGACAAAUACCACACAAUUAUAGCAAGACCAAACCCCAAAAGAGAUUGAGAAGAAAAUAGUAAUGGGAUUUACUGAGAAGCAAGAAGCUCUGGUGAAAGAAUCAUGGGAACUCAUGAAGCAAGACAUUCCUCUCUACAGCUUUCGAUUCUUUAGCAUCAUCUUAGAGAUAGCACCAGCUGCAAAAGGCAUGUUUUCAUUCUUGAAGGACUCGGAUGAAGUUCCUGAGAAUAAUCCUAAGCUUAAAGCUCAUGCUGUCAAGGUUUUCAAGAUGACAUGUGAAGCAGCUAUUCAACUGCGUGAGAAGGGUGAGAUAGUGGUUAAUGAGACCACUCUAAAAUAUUUGGGUUCCAUCCAUCUACAGAAAGGAGUCGUUGACCCUCAUUUUCAGGUGGUAAAAGAAGCAUUACUACGGACAGUGGAAGAGGCAAUUGGAGAAAAGUGGAGCGACGAGAUGAGUAUUGCAUGGGGUGAAGCCUAUGAUCAGUUGGCUACAGCCAUAAAGGUUGAGAUGAAAGAAGAGUCUGCUACUGUCCAAAAUUCUUAGAAUAAAAACCUUUCAUUAUUUUGUUUCAAAUAAAAAAAAACUUAAUUGCUCUAAAAAUCACCAAAUUUUAUAUAUUUUUAGUAUUUGACACGAACUGUCAAAUUUUUGCAUAUAUAACACGGACACCGUUUUUGACAUAAAACGGCACCGUUUUUGACCUAAAACGGCACCGUUUUUGACCUAAAACAGAAACUCGGUCAUAUAUAUAAAAAAUUGAUAGUUCAUAUAUUUAUAUGCAAAAUUAAAAAUUCGUGUCAAAUACCAAAAACAUGCAAAAUUUGGUGAUUUUUUUGUGUGCAUUUAAGUCAAACAAAAAUAAAUGCUUUAUUUGUUUUGUUCAAAUUGCUAUUUUCUUUGUUUUCCAAUAAUAAUCACUCCCUGGUGAUGGGGUGUCCCAUUUGUUGUUA